GCUACGGCCCCUUCGGCGCCCCGCCGCCCCCCAGCCAGGCGCCGUCGGGCCAGGCCAGGAUGUUCCCCAGUGGCCCCUACCUGCCCAACUGCCUGGAGAGCCAGCAGGCCAUCCGCAACCAGGGUUACAGCACGGUGGCGUUUGACGGGCCCCCGAGCUACGGCCACGCUCCCUCGCACCACGCCGCGCAGUUCUCCAACCACUCCUUCAAGCACGAGGACCCCAUUGCUCAGCAGCCUCCCCUAGGAGACCAGCAGUACUCCGUGCCCCCGCCGGUGUACGGCUGCCACACGCCCACGGACAGCUGCACGGGCAGCCAGGCCCUGCUCCUGCGGACCCCCUACAACAGUGACAAUUUAUACCAAAUGACCUCGCAGCUUGAAUGCAUGACAUGGAAUCAAAUGAACUUGGGAUCCACAUUAAAGGGCCAUGCAACAGGAUAUGAAAAUGAGAACCACACUGCUCCUAUGUUAUAUAGCUGUGGGGCCCAAUACAGAAUACACACCCAUGGAGUUUUUAGAGGAAUACAAGAUGUCCGGCGAGUGCCAGGAGUACCUCCAACUAUUGUCCGAUCAGCAAGUGAGACAAAUGAAAAACGUCCCUUCAUGUGUGCAUACCCUGGCUGUAAUAAGCGAUACUUUAAGUUAUCUCAUUUACAGAUGCACAGCAGAAAGCACACUGGUGAAAAACCAUACCAGUGUGACUUUAAGGACUGUGAGAGAAGAUUUUCCCGUUCAGACCAACUCAAACGACACCAAAGACGACACACAGGUGUGAAACCCUUCCAGUGUAAAACCUGUCAGAGAAAGUUCUCUAGGUCUGAUCAUCUGAAGACUCACACCAGGACUCAUACAGGUAAAACAAGUGAAAAACCAUUCAGCUGUCGAUGGCCCAGCUGUCAAAAAAAAUUUGCCAGAUCUGAUGAAUUAGUUCGUCAUCACAACAUGCACCAGAGGAACAUGACUAAACUGCAGUUGGCCCUUUAGACAGUUCAAACAAAUGAAUAAAUAAAUGGGACUUUACGAACUACUGCAGAGUUUUCAAUCAUCCUUGAUCACAUCUCUAGGAAAGCUACAGCUAUCUUCAUUACACAUUUGAGACAAGUUAGCUAAACCGUAGGAUUCUGUUCAGUUUUCUGACCUAUGGAUUUUUAAAAACGUCCUAUUCAAUAAUGUUAAGUGGUUUUAAUUUGUAACUUUGUUAUGGAAUUACCAAAACUGUUACAGUUUAAAUAUUAAUAUAAACUAUUGUUACUUUUGUAUUUUUUUCCCUCCAAAAAGUUCUGUUUUUAUUUUUACUUGAACAUUUCAGGUGCAAAGUACUGUGCCUUUUUUCAGUAAUACUGUGUGUUGGGUAUGUCAAAGACAAGCUUUGUGCUUGCUGCAUUCGUACAUACGCUGAGGUUUCUAAAUAUUAAUACAACUAUGUACAACCCCCCAAAAACAAACAAAUAAAAAACCAAACAAGAAGAAAAAGAAGAAGACACAAAUGAGGAAAAAUACCUGAGACAUUUUAAAUAAACUUUAUACUUGUGCUGUCUAAAGGCAGGCUUUUAAGAGGUAAACUCUACUUUGACUUUCACAAUCAACUU
Messenger RNA from Gavialis gangeticus (Gharial), 1591 nucleotides. It is a transcript of the gene WT1, whose product is annotated as Wilms tumor 1. The coding region runs from base 60 to 986 and encodes 308 amino acids. NCBI's taxonomy places the organism in Eukaryota, Metazoa, Chordata, Crocodylia, Gavialidae. Gene Ontology annotation, molecular function: DNA-binding transcription factor activity, RNA polymerase II-specific; RNA polymerase II cis-regulatory region sequence-specific DNA binding. Gene Ontology annotation, biological process: regulation of transcription by RNA polymerase II. The transcript has 9 exons. Gene Ontology annotation, cellular component: nucleus. The record is from RefSeq and is a predicted model, not a curated record.